GUCGGGGAUAUUACAAGUAAGGUUGUUAGUGAACAAUGAACAUUUUACUAAAGUAGGAGCCUUUGCCAGAAGGGAACAGUGAAAAUUCUCAAAUUAGGCGAGUUGUUUGAGCUCAGUGGAAAAAAAAUUGUCGGUUCACAUCGAAAACAAACUGCGAAGUCGAUCUCGGAAAUUCUGACCCCCACGCCGCAUGAUACUUUUUCCAUUGGUCUUCACAUGGAGAAUGAUACUUCAGAUUUUUUAAGCAUUAAUGAAUGCUUCAAAAAUCAUUUAGCCAGUUUUGAGAUAUUAGCGAUGAAAAUCUUUAGGAUUACAAAGGCUAAGUCGGAUUUCCAACAAUCUUCCUAUCUUUGCACUGGCACACCUGACGAGCUGCUUUUAUCCGCUUCUACACGUGUCACGAGGUCAAACUCGCUGUUUAAUUACAAGUCGGUAAAGAUGGAUUCUCCUCAAGGAACGAUCAUAAACCAAGGAUCGGUAUCUGGAUCGUUAUCGCAGAUUACUAUCAACAUCGUUGGAGCAGACCCAGUUUCCGGCUGAUUAUUACCGCCGUCUUGAUUCAAUUAUAAGGAGCAUUCCAAGACGGUCGUUUUGAUCUCUAUUUUAUUAUUUGUUAAUGCGCAUUCCUUCUGGGCCUUAAUUUUUUCUGUAAAAUCCAAGUUCAUGUAUAUUGCAUUAUUGUUUGUUUUUGCAAUAAAUUCCUUUAAGUAAAUGCGGAAUAAAAAUAGUGUGUUGAUUGUAUCUUAGGGGUGGAGAGAGGCGAGGCUCAGAUUACUU
Belonocnema kinseyi is the source of this 777-nucleotide messenger RNA. RefSeq lists its product as uncharacterized. The record is from RefSeq and is a predicted model, not a curated record. The transcript has 4 exons. Lineage: Eukaryota; Metazoa; Arthropoda; Insecta; Hymenoptera; Cynipidae. Bases 217 to 540 code for a protein of 107 amino acids.